GGCUCUAGACAUAAUAAGUCAUCGCAGACCAGGGCCCUAGGUUUAUGCUUCACUGGAGGAAGUUUAGAAACUUCAAGCUGAAUUCUGUCGAGUAUUUUAUGGCAUAUUUUAAGUUUCCAGUGUAAUGAGACAUUCUGAGCUUAGAACGAGUGCCCUUGAUGGCUAAGUGCUACAUGCGUUUCCGCCAUUGCGAGCCAAUCGACCAUACCACGGAAGCUGGCGACAGAGCUAUCCGAGGCUCUGGAUUCAAUACCCACGGUAUACUCAGCCUCCCUCAGCAGCAGCCUCCCUUGGCGUCUGCUGCUGCUUCCGAUGCUGUUUUCUUAGGAGUCAAGAGCCAGUUGUUUGCAACCCAAGCAGGCAGCAGCAGCAGCAACGCGUUGUUCUUCGGCCCGGGCUUCUAGAAGUAUUCUUCUGCAUGGAAUUUCUGUGCCAUACCGGAAGUAAUUGGCUAGAAUGGCAGCUCUCUUGCUUUCCAGAUCUUUCGCCGGGGUUCUGAGAUUUACCUCCAGCUUCCUGGGUAGGCAGCAGUGUCACCGGGACGGCUUGCAUUAAAUAUUUUGGUGGAGAAAUAGGAGGAGCUAUUAGGGUAGAUGCCAGCGCUGCAGCCAUCCUCUGCCUGUGAUCGUUGGUUGGAUGGCCAGCAAUUCCAAGCUAUGAAGGCACAAUAAUGCGGUAAUAACUAUUAAAAGCCUGAGACCUCAAUCGAGCAUGCGUGACCAUGUUGCCUAGAUCAAACAAAAUGGGGUAUAUCAGGGACGUCUUCAUGCGAGUUAAGAUCUUGUAUAUUACAACGCCAGGCGCAACAUGGGAGUAACUAUAUGCACUCCUCUCCCAGUUAGCGUUGUAGCACAACACAACCCAGGGCUUGUUUCACAUAUUCUCGGCUGGUAACAAGAACACUCUGGAUAAUCUGAUGCUUAACCGCCCGACUGGGGUCGACAAACUUGUCCUAUUAAUAGGACUGCUGUGAGUAUAUUUUUGCCUAUUAGUUAUGCAGGGAUGGUUAACUUGUAACAACACCAGCCCCGGCGCUUAGAGGCAUAGACACUGCUCCCUGCCUGUUUGUCCCCCCAACAAGCAACCACAUCGUGGAUAAAUAUUUUCUCUGGUCUCUAGCUUCUUCAUCUUCUUUCUCCUUACAUACCGGCAGAGACACUUUCCGUGUUCACCUAUCAUUGCAUCCAAAUUACCUUUUAUCCCCAACAUACUGGAUACUGUACGCCUUCAAAAUGCAGGCGGACCUAGUAUGUGAUACGAGUAACAUCGACCACCAAAACCAUAAGGACAGCCCGGCUACCACUUCGAUGGAUGAUCAGAUUCAAAAUUUUGUCAAUCACUCUGGUGAUACGUCAUCCAAACUUGGUGAUCCCGAUCCAUCCGACUCUAACUCUACCAACUGUAUCAGACCAGACCAAGACGACUCGAUAAAUGAAGAUGAUGCCGAGGAGCUUCCUUGUCACCUGGAAUUAUUUGAUCUAAAGUACCCCGCCGAUGGAUCGGGAUAUGCUGCCCCAGCCAAUGGAUACCAAGAAUGGAAUGUUGGUUUAAAGCACCUGAUGAACAAGCGAAAUCAUGAAAUCAAGAAGUGCCGUGAAGCAAAAAGAACCAGAUGCUUAGCUCAGGGCCUCCCUGCGGAAAGCCUAGAGUCUCGACGGCUGAGGAAAAAGACUCGGGUUCGAAAUUUAGCUUCUUGGGUAUUUGAGGAUAAAGCAGCCACCUCCUUUACUAUUUGCACCAAAGGGGAGAGGCAAGUGCCGAGCGAAGAUGAUCUGGGAAUUACGGAAGAUGAUGUGGGAGACCUUCCUAUUCACUGUGACAUACUUCAUCUGCGAUACCCUGCUGAUGAAUCAGGAUAUGCAGCUCCAGCCAAGGGAUACCAAGAAUUUCAGGACAGCAUUAAAGAGAAGAGGUAUAGAAGCAGGAGAAUGGGCAAAGCAAAAGACGCAGGAAUGCGUCAACAGUGCCUGGAUCAGGAUCUCCUAGCCGAAGAUUCAGAAGAUAGGCAGCACAGAGAGUACCCCCGCGCAAGAUGGCGAGCUGAAAAAGAAAUGCUAGGCGAGGAUGCAUCUGAUAUAGAUACGUCGCUUAGUGACGAUGAAUUUGCGUCUGCCCCUUGGGUGUUUAAAGAGCUAAUUGGCCCUCGACUGUCUGGUGAUAGGCGCGUAAAAAACCAUUCCAGAACUCCUCCUAAUCCUUUACGUGAAACUAUGGAUACAUCUGAAAAUAUCUCACCUGAGGACCAGGAGAUACAGCAGAAAGUGGCUAGGCUCAGGGAGUCAAAAUAUCGUGUCUUUUCCAAGCCAGGCCCACGCAAUUUCAUUCCACUAUUUGAGUUUGAGAGGUUGACAAGAGAAGAGAGACGAGCCAAAGGUAUACCUACACCUCCUCGUUCGCCAUCACCUCUACACUCGCUCUUCGAUGGGUGUGUUGGUGAUGGACCAAGAGUACCAGAGCUUCAAGAAACCGAGGCUGAAAAUAUACCAAUCAACGAUCAUGGGGCUGACGCUGGAGAAUCAUCCCCAACAAAAACCCACGAUCAUCUAGACAGAGUCAUUCCCCCCCAUUUGCAACCCACAGUAGAGCCGGGUGAGGAUGAGUCCAUUUUUUCUAUCCAGCAGAGCCAAGGCACUGAGAAUAUGAAUGAAAAAGAGGCAGUGACCGAACCCCAAGGGAUAAAGAAUCAAGAUAAGAGCCAAGAAGCUUCACGCACCGAAGUACUAGCUGCUAAUACCCUAUCUCGGUCAAGUCGCAUUUCUGCGGACAUGCCGAAGUAUACUAGCGGGGAACCUGGGUCACCUCGUUACCGUAAGCUAUCCAUUGAUGUUUCGACAGAUGAUGAGUUACUCAUGUAUGACAAAAUGUACGGUACCAAUAUUCGCGUGGAGCCUAUGGACCCUGAUGACACUGAUGUCGUUAUGAUGUCCGAGUUUGAUUUUAUGGAAUGGCGCAUGGGCAUCCCUACUUCUCCAAGUUCCGCACUCUCACCAUCCGAGAGUGCCUCCACGGAAACUUCUUUAGGUAGCUCAUAUGAGCGGGUGAAAAAACUAAGGCACCCACGUGUUGGUCAAAAAUGGAAUAGGCGGCGUCCACAACUCGCCAGUCCAAAACAAGAGACUAGAAAGAGGCACUGGGGUAAUUUUGGCCGAUAUUGCUCUUCGGAAGAGGAGACUGAAACAGAGGUAACUAGAAGUGAUACCAAGCACCGUACAAGGAAGGGAUAUAGGGAACAUAGACGAGCAGUUCCUGUGCAAGAUACAAGCGAAGAUGUGAAUAUCAUUAUCGAUCUUUAUCUGAACAUAGACCCCGAACUCCAAGCAAAAGUCAGCUACGGUAAACAAAAGUCUGGGGAUUGCAAUUUAGGGGACUUCACUAAGAGUCCCGUAGAUGCGCCUGCGCCUGAGCUAGAGGCGCAAAGGGAUUGGUUUAACAUUGGUCUGGAGAGUGAGACUAUCAUGACAGGUCUAGUCGGCCUUGCUGUUGGAUUAGCUGCUGGAAUGGCGUUUCGACGAUUCAAGUAG
Messenger RNA from Trichophyton rubrum CBS 118892, 3521 nucleotides. RefSeq lists its product as uncharacterized. NCBI's taxonomy places the organism in Eukaryota, Fungi, Ascomycota, Eurotiomycetes, Onygenales, Arthrodermataceae. The coding region runs from base 1233 to 3521 and encodes 762 amino acids. The transcript has 3 exons. The record is from RefSeq and is a predicted model, not a curated record.